Owenia fusiformis is the source of this 1534-nucleotide messenger RNA. Lineage: Eukaryota; Metazoa; Annelida; Polychaeta; Sabellida; Oweniidae. The record is from the annotation of a GenBank genome assembly.
UCUCCCAUAGCAACCGAUGUUUACAUCCGACAUUGUUUUGAAAAUUAAAGCUCACCAAAUUUGAAGCACAUUUAACUUAUAAUACACAAAUUACAAGAACAAUGUCAGAUUUAGGAUCUGAUUAUGAGGAGGAAGAGCAAGGGCCUUACUUAGGGGAAUAUGAAGGUGAAAGAAAUGAACGAGAUGAACGUCAUGGUCAUGGCAAAGCAACACUACCAAAUGGGGACACAUAUGAAGGAACAUACGAAAAUGGCAAAAGACAUGGACAAGGCACAUAUAGAUUUAAAAAUGGAGCGAGAUACAUAGGAGAAUAUUGUAAAAAUAAAAAACAUGGACAAGGUACAUUUAUAUAUCCAGAUGGCUCCAAAUAUGAUGGAAGUUGGGUUGAUGAUCAGCGUAGUGGAUAUGGCAAAUAUUACUAUGUAAAUGCAGACUGUUAUGAAGGCGAGUGGUUAAACCAUGUUCGACAUGGACAGGGAGUUUACACAUACCAAGACACAGGAUCAAAAUAUACUGGCACUUGGAAAGAAGGCAAGAGGGAAGGCUCUGGGGAACUCAUACAUGCCAAUCAUAAAUAUGUAGGACAUUUUAAAGAAGACAGGACUGAGGGUAAAGGAAAAUAUGUGUUUGACAUUGGCUGCCAACAGCAUGGUGAUUACAUUCCAAUUGAACAGAAUCAAGAUGACAAGGGUGAAGAGGAGGAACCUCAACUGGUAAUAAUCCCAAAAUGGAAAUCGGGUAAAGUUACUGAAAUCACAAUUGACCCUGAACCUGAGCUUGAAGAUGAGGUACCACCACCUGGUGAGGAAACUGGGGAUGCCCCAGGGGCUACAGAUGGUGAGCAAAAGUCAGAGAGUGAAAUGGAGGCUGAAAAUCCUGCUGCGUCAAGUCCACCCGCCACUGAGGAAGUGGCUGGAGAUGGUGCUCCUGCAGCUGAAGGGGUGACAUCGGAACAGCCAGGAGAGGAUGCCACUGGGGAUGGUGAGAAGGUUGAAGGAACAGCAGAAGAGACCGAUGAACCAAUGGCUGAAACCCAAGAACCUGAGGGUGAAACUCAAGAACCAGAAGAAGAAGAAACUGAACAAGUUGAAGAUGAAUAGACAAUAUAUUAAUAGAACUUUCGUGGUGUAUAUAUCAACAGGGAGGGAGGGGGAUUGGGUGGAUAUGUCACUUUUCUUAUUUAAACUGAUCCAGAUUCAUCCUAUCAUAGAAUGACUCUAAAUGAGAUUGUUUUAUUAUUCAUUUUCAUUUCGACGAACAACACAUUUCCAAAUAUUUGUCAGUUUUUUUUGCAAAUACCUUUCUAAAAUUAAACAAAUAUUACAUAGAGUUAUAAUUUAAAAUGAUAUUUUCCAAUCUUCGUGUGGCGUUCAAUCCUGGCUGUAAAAAUGUAUAAAGAUGUUCAUUGGAAACUGUAGAUAUUAUUUCUAUUGAGAUUUGCUGUAUAUAUUUGAUAUGAUAAAUACAUGUACAUGUAAUACUCAAACCAUGCUUCUGUGAAUAAAAUACUAUUAUGAACAGAUCUCGAUAUAAA